AUGGCUCGAAGCCGCCAGCCGGUGGUUCUGCAAAACCCCAAGUCGACAGGGGCAGAAGCAGAAGCAGAAGCAGAAGCAGAAGCAGAAGCAGAAGCAGAAGCAGAGACAGUCGCAGACCCCGCACCACAGGCAGAUCACGGUAUGCGUAGCAUAGAGAGUCUACGGCAGGGGCUAGCACUUCCCCUUUAUCUGAUCAACACCAAGAUGGAACGUCAGCAGGGCCUCUCGUCCUAG
This is a messenger RNA of Ustilaginoidea virens, 234 nucleotides long. RefSeq lists its product as uncharacterized. The coding region runs from base 1 to 234 and encodes 77 amino acids. The transcript has a single exon. The record is from RefSeq and is a predicted model, not a curated record. Lineage: Eukaryota; Fungi; Ascomycota; Sordariomycetes; Hypocreales; Clavicipitaceae.